CGGGAGUACAAGGUGGUGGGGCGAUGCCUCCCCACGCCGAAGUGCACGACCCCGCCUCUGUACCGCAUGCGGAUCUUCGCUCCGAACCAUGUAGUUGCCAAGUCACGGUUCUGGUACUUCGUUUCUCAGCUGAAGAAGAUGAAGAAGUCUUCUGGAGAGAUUGUGUACUGUGGCCAGGUGUAUGAGAAGUCCCCUCUGCGGGUAAAAAAUUUUGGCAUCUGGUUGCGCUAUGAUUCUCGUAGCGGGACUCACAACAUGUACAGGGAGUACAGGGAUCUGACCACGGCAGGUGCUGUCACUCAGUGCUACCGUGAUAUGGGAGCCCGUCACCGUGCCCGUGCUCACUCCAUUCAGAUCAUGAAAGUUGAGGAGAUCGCUGCCAGCAAGUGCCGCAGACCAGCAGUGAAGCAGUUCCACGAUUCUAAAAUCAAGUUCCCUCUGCCACACAGAGUUCUGCGUCGCCAGCACAAACCACGUUUCACCACCAAGAGACCAAAUACUUUCUUUUAAAUACGUUUAAAAACGUGUUACCAACUCUGUGUUUUAAUAAAGGUCUUAUUUGAACCUUU
Merops nubicus (carmine bee-eater) is the source of this 569-nucleotide messenger RNA. RefSeq names its product ribosomal protein L18a (gene RPL18A). NCBI's taxonomy places the organism in Eukaryota, Metazoa, Chordata, Aves, Coraciiformes, Meropidae. The transcript is spliced from 4 exons. Gene Ontology annotation, molecular function: structural constituent of ribosome. Gene Ontology annotation, cellular component: ribosome; cytosolic large ribosomal subunit. Gene Ontology annotation, biological process: translation. The record is from RefSeq and is a predicted model, not a curated record. The coding region runs from base 67 to 510 and encodes 147 amino acids.